Limanda limanda (common dab) is the source of this 2939-nucleotide messenger RNA. It is a transcript of the gene spop, whose product is annotated as speckle type BTB/POZ protein. Lineage: Eukaryota; Metazoa; Chordata; Actinopteri; Pleuronectiformes; Pleuronectidae. Gene Ontology annotation, biological process: proteasome-mediated ubiquitin-dependent protein catabolic process; regulation of proteolysis. The coding region runs from base 267 to 1391 and encodes 374 amino acids. Gene Ontology annotation, molecular function: ubiquitin protein ligase binding. The record is from RefSeq and is a predicted model, not a curated record. The transcript has 10 exons. Gene Ontology annotation, cellular component: nucleus; cytoplasm.
GUGCGGUGACAGCACUGGUCAAAAAAUCCUUCAACGCUUCCGUGGAACUACGAAACAAAAGGGUGCCCGUUGCUAUUUUGGAGUCUGCUCAUCCUGUUGUACUGGAUUCAUCCUCCUGCAGCUCACAGUACGGAUGGUGUUGUUUAAGAGGCGGCCAGCUUGACCUGUUAUCGGCCCCCCUCUCCACUACACACCCUGAACCACCUCACCCAACACCUGGCUGGUGCUCUGGCCCCAUUCAGGUUCUCUCUGCAUCGAGCCUGGCAAUGUCCAGAGCACCAAGCCCCCCCUCCCCGGCAGAAAUGUCCAGCGGCCCCGUGGCUGAGAGCUGGUGUUACACUCAGAUCAAAGUGGUGAAGUUCUCCUACAUGUGGACCAUCAACAACUUCAGCUUUUGUCGCGAGGAGAUGGGCGAGGUCAUCAAAAGUUCCACUUUCUCCUCUGGAGCCAACGACAAACUCAAAUGGUGUUUACGUGUAAAUCCUAAAGGUCUGGAUGAGGAGAGCAAAGACUAUCUGUCACUUUACUUGCUCUUAGUCAGCUGCCCAAAGAGUGAGGUGCGCGCCAAGUUUAAGUUUUCUAUCCUCAAUGCCAAGGGAGAAGAGACCAAAGCCAUGGAGAGCCAGCGGGCCUACCGUUUUGUCCAGGGGAAGGACUGGGGUUUCAAGAAGUUCAUCAGGAGGGACUUCCUGCUGGACGAGGCCAACGGUCUGCUGCCCGAUGACAAACUGACUCUGUUCUGUGAGGUGAGUGUGGUGCAGGACUCUGUGAACAUCUCAGGCCAGAACACAAUAAACAUGGUGAAGGUUCCUGACUGCAGGCUGGCAGAGGAGCUUGGGGAUUUGUGGGAAAACUCGAGAUUCACAGACUGCUCCCUUUGUGUCGCUGGCCAGGAAUUCCAGGCACACAAAGCCAUCUUGGCAGCUCGCUCGCCGGUGUUCAGUGCCAUGUUUGAACACGAGAUGGAGGAGAGCAAGAAGAACCGUGUGGAGAUAAAUGACGUGGAGCCAGAUGUCUUCAAAGAGAUGAUGUGCUUCAUCUACACAGGCAAGGCCCCCAACCUGGACAAGAUGGCUGAUGACCUGCUGGCUUCAGCUGACAAGUAUGCUCUGGAGCGGCUGAAGGUGAUGUGCGAGGACGCCCUGUGCACGAGUCUCUCUGUGGAGAACGCCGCAGAGAUCCUCAUCCUCGCCGACCUGCACAGCGCCGACCAGCUCAAGACACAGGCGGUGGACUUCAUCAACUGUCACGCAGCGGAGGUGAUGGACACGUCAGGCUGGAAGUCCAUGGUGAUCUCUCAACCGCAACUCGUGGCAGAAGCAUAUCACUCCCUGGCCUCGGCCCAGUGCCCCUUCCUGGGCCCGCCACGGAAACGCCUCAAACAGUCCUAGUGGUCUGGAGAGGGACUCCUCAGUCCUGCUGGCUCCUUCUGUACCAGCGACCUCACUGCUCCUGCCUCCCAGUCCUCCUCUCGCUCCUCCGGCAUCCAGAGACACCAAAGACUGAUACCCAAAGGACUUGGCUCGAUAUGACUAAGGGAAAGCUCAGCUGGGAAAAACAGGGACUGAUGCAGAGGAGGUAUUACAGAUUUUUGUAGAUGAGGAGGAAGUGAUAAUUCAUAUUCUCUCACUGUGAUAUUGGAAAGCCGGAGCCUCGAUCUGGGACUCGGUCACGUAAAGAAAACUCCUCCUGGCUCGAAACAGAAAAGUCAAUGUUGAGUCCCUGUAAAUUGAAAUCUGUGGCAUGUUGUCUCGUACGAUGUCUGGAGUUUUGAAGCCCAAACUGCUCAUGAAAGCCGAGUGAAGAGGAUCAACCAUCCAGAAAGUGAUGUUUGUGCAAAGUGCUGUUCUUCUAGGGCAUCAUCAAUUCUCAGUUUGAAUGAAAGAGGACUGAUCCGAACAUGUCUUAAUAUGGGCAGACAGUGUGAGGCUGAGUUUAAUUUCAGAAUCUAGUUGAAUAUCUUUCAGAUCAAUCGCUGCUCGACAUGCAGUUAGAGGGCGGUCACGACACCUGAUUAAUGAUCCUUACGAUCAAUUAACUGUUUCCUGUGCGAUCUGUUCAGGUCCGACAUUCAGAAAGUCGGCCAUCUUGCACUUUAAGAAGUUCCACACUUCACUUUCUUACAGGGCUGCUAUUACAGAAGCUGUUAUCAACUGUAGUUGACAUGUUUGAAUGUGGUUGUAGCAGAGUUUACAUGUUGUUGCUAAAACUGUUGUCUUAAUCGAGACUGUGCUGUGAUAUAAAACAGCAUUUGACUUUCCACUCAUAGUGGAAUCACAAAGAGAAAUGCUGGAUUUCUCUCUUUGAAAUUAUUUGAUUAAAUCGUGCAGUUUGAUUUAACACAACGUAGAGGAUUUGAAAAGAAAAGCACAUUGUCUGCCAAGCUUUAAGAAAUGUAUCAAAUAAACGUUCUCUUAACCUACCUGUUAAUUAACAGUUAAUUUCCUCUUACUGACACCAGGCCAUGCAGAUGUUUUGCGAAACACAUUUUUUGAGUGUGAGCCUCUCGUUCACAUGCAAACAGCUUUUUAAAUCACUAAAACCAAGAUUUUACAAACACCUUCCAAAGUGCUUUCUGUGUUCAUUUAAAGCUGAGUUCUUGGGAAACGAUGACAUCACAGUUUACUCUGGCCAUGCCGAAAUUUGCUUUGUGUAAAAAACUUGCACCAGAAACAACAACAAUGUCUAUAGACCAGCAUCUCUACGUUUGGUUAAGUCCGCAACUAAAUCAAUCAUCACUGCUCCACAUCAGUGGCGUUCGAAGGCGUCGGCCUCAACCAGUUUCACUUGGACCUCAGAGCUCACAGAGCUCACAAUGUUCUUCUCUGGUAUUCGACGUCGAUUAAGCCUUCAUCACCACCUGCUGGCCUGACAUGCUUGUUUGAGCGUUUGUAUUCGUUUUUGUGUUCUUGUCUGAAUAAAGAUAUUUUGUACAAUGA